Messenger RNA from Thrips palmi, 2283 nucleotides. RefSeq lists its product as uncharacterized. Gene Ontology annotation, cellular component: extracellular region. The record is from RefSeq and is a predicted model, not a curated record. NCBI's taxonomy places the organism in Eukaryota, Metazoa, Arthropoda, Insecta, Thysanoptera, Thripidae. Gene Ontology annotation, molecular function: chitin binding. The coding region runs from base 8 to 1408 and encodes 466 amino acids. The transcript is spliced from 6 exons.
CGUCGCCAUGGCCGCGCGGACGCCCCGCCUGCCCUCCACGACGGCAGCAGGGCUGUCGUCCGCGCUGGUGCUGCUUCUGCCCUUGGUGGUCUUCUUUCUGGCCGCCCCGAUAGAGGGGAGACAGCCGGGAGACUCCUUCCGGCCGAACACGCUGCAGAACCCGCCGGCCUCGCCGUCGUUCCAGAGCACGCUGCAGAACGCGCUCAACUCCCUGGCCAUCCCCGCGGCCUCCUCGUUCAGCGCCACGCUGGCCGCCACCACGCGCUUCUUCGCGUCCUUCAGCUCCACCUCCACCACCAGCACCGACUGCGAGUACCCGACGCCGUCGUGGCGCUGCUGGGAGCCCAUCUGCUCGGGGCGCGUGGACGGCCUGUACCCGGACUGGUCCACCAACUGCCGGCGCUCCGUGCGCUGCCAGGGCGGCAGGGUGACGGCGGCCAUCGGCUGCCCGUCCGGCCAGCUGAGCACGGGCCGCGGCGGCUGCAGGCCCGCGCACGAGGUGUCCUGCCCCCGCGUGUCCGAGGGCUCCGCCCCCGUGCACCUCGCGCCGCACCAGCCCGCCGCCGCCCCCGUGGAGCCCGCCCCCGCGCACCCCCUGUGCUGGGGCAGGUCGCCGUCGCUGACGCAGGACCGGUCGCCGUCGUCGCGCUGCCGGCAGUACUUCCGGUGCACCGCCAGCGGCCAGCGCAGCGUGGAGACGUGUCCGGGCACGCAGGUGUUCGACGGGACCCGCUGCCUGGACUCGGAGUACUACACGUGCUCCGUGGGCGCGGACUCCGACUCGGCGUCGUCGCCGUGCGACAGGCUCUCUGACGGCCCCCACCCCCAGCCCGGCUCGCGGUGCCGCGCCUACUUCCGGUGCUCCCUCGGCUUCAAGAGCGUCUUCGUCUGCUCGGGCGACUCCGUGUUCGACGGCGAGCGCUGCGUGCCCGGCGGCCUCUGCGCCGAGGACUCCGGCGUGGGAUCGUCGCUGUCCUCGCAACAGCAGCAGCAGCCUCAGAGGCGGCCGCAGUCGCAAGACGGCGUGUGUGCCGGCAAAAGCCACGGCUACUUCGCCGACGUCGCCUCCGGCUGCAGAGGCUACGUGUACUGCUUGUCCGGCGCGCCGGUGGGGACCUUCCGGUGCGAGGGCGGCCGCCGCUUCGACGGGCGGGUGUGCGCGGACUCGGACUUCUGCAACGGCUUCCCCGUCGCCUCCAACUUUGCGUCAUCGUCGACCUCGUCCUUCCAGCAGCAGCAGCAGCAGCAGGCCGUGAAGCAGGGCUUCUUCGCCGACCUGCAGUCGGGCUGCCGCAGCUACUCGUUCUUCAUCGCGGGCCACGAGACCAAGCUGUCCUGCCCGGCCGGCCUGCUGUUCAAUGGCCAGCUGUGCGUCAGCGAGAACACCUACACCUGCCCCCCGGGCUAGCGCGGCGUGGCGGCGUGGCCGGACAGACGAGUCUAGUCUCCUCCACCAGAGGCACUCUCAGGCAGCAACGUCCGUGAGGGGCGAGGGGCGGCCGGCCGGCCGGCGCGAUGCUCGCCACAGAGAUCUGGGGUCGUGUUUUCUGUCCCGGCAAGUCGUGAUACCGGAGCGGAAACCGGAUAAGGCUGAAGGCUGGGCCCGCUGGGCCGCGGCAGUGUGUCAGACGUAUCCCAAACGAAAGCCGCUUGCUUGGUUCAGAGUUCGGGAUAGAGGGACGCAGUCACCUUCAGGAGGUGUGGUGUAGUGUAAGGAGAGAUAGCAAAAAUGCCAAAUCAAUGAUGUAACAUGGGAGCUCGAAAAUGGGCAAAGGAAAAGUCAUCUAGUCAAUUAAUGUUAUUACUAUUUAUUCUAUUUAUUGUAGAAUUAUUUGAUUUUCUUAAAUUGCAGAAGUUCCAAUGAAGCCAGAUACAUUCAAUGACAACAAAGUAAAUCAAGUUGAGUAGAACACACUUGUUGGUGUUGCAAACUUAGCACUUGGCCAUUGAUGGUUGAUUACCAUAAGAUAGAUAAUAUUCAGUCUACACACAUAGAAAUGUAUAUAUAUAGAGAUAUUUCUGUACAUAAGUGAACAAGUAUUAAAAUCUUAUUACAGCAUAUAAACCUAAUUCAAGUGUAAAACACAACUCACAUAGUCUACAUAACUUGACAGAGUCAAGAUAAAAAUUAAAAUCACAAAACUGAUAGAAUGAUUAAGAAUGCAUCGUAAAUGGCACAUCAUUAACAUAUAAUAAUAAAUCUCCUGGAUCAAAUAACAUGGUCCUCUGAAAACCAAAACAAACAAAGAGUUUCUUUCUAUUCAGCUUAGUGCCACAUGUGUU